UACUUCUUUAGGAUAGAUACCCAGCAGAGGGAUUGCUGGAUCAUAAGGAAUUUUUACUCCCAGUUCUUUGAGCUAAAGAAGUAAACAGGUCAUGGCACGUUUAACAAAAAGACGGCAGGCGGAUACAAAAGCUAUCCAGCAUCUCUGGGCUGCUAUUGAGAUUAUACGGAACCAGAAGCAAAUUGCCAACAUUGACCGUAUUACAAAGUAUAUGUCUCGAGUCCACGGUAUGCAUCCAAAAGAGACCACCCGUCAGCUGAGCUUAGCUGUGAAAGAUGGUCUUAUUGUUGAAACUCUAACAGUGGGCUGCAAAGGUUCAAAAGCUGGUAUUGAGCAAGAAGGAUAUUGGUUACCAGGAGAUGAGAUUGCCUACAGUAUGCAGCCUUUCUCCAGGACAGCAACCCCAAACAAGGACUGGGAAACAGAAAAUCAUGACUGGUAUUGUUUUGAAUGCCAUUUGCCUGGAGAGGUGUUGAUAUGUGACCUGUGUUUUCGUGUGUAUCAUUCCAAGUGUUUGUCUGAUGAGUUCAGGCUUAGAGACAGCAGUAGUCACUGGCAGUGCCCAGUUUGCAGGAGCAUUAAGAAAAAAAAUACAAACAAACAGGAGAUGAGCACAUACCUGAGAUUCAUUGUCUCCCGCAUGAAGGAGCGGGCUAUCGAUCUCAAUAAAAAGGGGAAAGAUAAUAAGCAUCCGAUGUACAGGAGGCUGGUACAUUCUGCUGUGGAUGUUCCCACCAUACAAGAGAAAGUAAACGAAGGGAAAUACCGAAGCUACGAAGAGUUCAAAGCUGAUGCUCAACUAUUACUCCACAAUACAGUGGUUUUCUAUGGAGCAGACAGUGAGCAGGCUGACAUAGCCAGGAUGCUGUAUAAAGACACAUGUCAUGAGCUGGAUGAACUACAGCUUUGCAAGAACUGCUUUUAUUUGUCAAAUGCUCGUCCUGACAAUUGGUUCUGCUACCCUUGUAUACCUAAUCAUGAGCUGGUUUGGGCUAAAAUGAAAGGUUUCGGGUUUUGGCCAGCCAAAGUCAUGCAGAAAGAAGACAAUCAGGUUGACGUUCGCUUCUUUGGUCACCACCACCAGAGGGCCUGGAUUCCUUCUGAAAACAUACAAGACAUCACAGUCAAUAUCCAUCGGUUGCACGUUAAGCGCAGCAUGGGUUGGAAGAAGGCGUGUGAUGAGCUGGAACUGCAUCAGCGCUUCCUGCGGGAAGGCAGAUUUUGGAAGUCUAAGAACGAGGACCGCGGCGAAGAGGAGGCCGAGUCCAGUAUCUCUUCGACUAGUAAUGAGCAGCUGAAGGUCACUCAAGAACCAAGAGCAAAGAAAGGACGACGCAAUCAAAGUGUGGAACCCAAAAAAGAAGAACCAGAGCCUGAAACUGAAGCAGUAAGUUCUAGCCAGGAAAUUCCCACAAUGCCUCAGCCAAUCGAAAAAGUUUCAGUUUCAACUCAGACCAAGAAGUUAAGUGCCUCUUCUCCAAGAAUGCUGCAUCGAAGCACUCAGACCACGAAUGAUGGAGUGUGUCAAAGCAUGUGCCAUGACAAGUACACCAAAAUUUUCAAUGACUUUAAAGACCGAAUGAAAUCUGAUCACAAGCGAGAAACAGAGAGAGUCGUGCGAGAAGCUCUGGAGAAGUUGCGUUCUGAAAUGGAAGAAGAAAAGAGACAAGCUGUAAAUAAAGCUGUAGCCAAUAUGCAGGGUGAGAUGGACAGAAAAUGUAAGCAAGUAAAAGAAAAGUGUAAAGAAGAAUUUGUAGAAGAAAUUAAGAAGCUAGCAACACAGCACAAACAACUAAUUUCUCAGACCAAGAAAAAACAGUGGUGCUACAACUGUGAAGAGGAAGCCAUGUACCACUGCUGCUGGAACACGUCCUACUGCUCCAUCAAGUGUCAGCAGGAGCACUGGCACGCCGAACACAAACGCACCUGUCGCCGGAAAAGAUGAAAGCUGUCUUCUUCCUGGAGAACCACCCGAUGAUCACUAUUCUCAGACACAGCGGUUUUUGUUUCCAAGAAGCCAAAAUUGUUUAGAAUUUGCUUCCCAUUUUGCACCAGCCUUUCAACACUUUUCGGAUGAGAUUUUGCACAGUAGUUUAAAGCUUUUGUUAACGCUCCUCUGGAGUUUUUCUGGAGGUCAAAGUAACAUCAGCGGAGGGUAUUAUUUUAAAUAAAUUUUAAUUGAGAAUUUGUUGCAUUUUCAGCAAAUUUUAAAACAUUUUUAGGUUUUACAAAGAUUUUAACCUUUAAACAACAGAUCUUUAAAAAAACCAACAGGUGACUACAGUGAGUUUAACAAAGAAACCUUUAAAGGAGAUCUGAAUGUAAGAACUGCUUCAAAAAUAAAACAUACUACCUUGAUGUAACAUUUUUUUCUUAACCUUGUUGAGCUGGUUUUGUUCAGCUUAAUUUACUGUUUAAAGGCAUUAUCUAUUGGUUAUGCCAGUGGGUAUGUGAUUGAAUUUAGGGAACAGGGUUGACACAGCAGGUGCUAGUCCUGCAUAUUUUUUCUUAAAUAUUUCCCAAUUGUGUUUUUCAUUUAUUUCUUUUCAAUAUAUAACUUUUAUAACAAAUUAUUAGCUUUGAUCUUGUAGUUUAAAAUUGCAGGGAACUGGGGUAAUCUUUUACUGAGCUGGAUCUUAGAGAAAAUGAAUAUUUAAAUUUUAAAGUUUGCACAUUUCAUCUUUGUCCUAACAUGAGUGCUUGUAACAAAGUAAAUAAGUAAACAACAAGAUAAAAAGCCAAAAACUACCUUUACCCAUAUGAGAAAUUAUAGAUGAGGCAUUCAAAUUUCUUUAAUGCUUCCUUCCCUCCCUCCUCAAAUAUCAUCUGACUGCCUGUUAUCUGGUGUCACCUGGCGUGUUGUCAGUUCAUUCUGAAAGGAAAGAAAGCACUUAGGUUUCACAGGAGCCGUUAUGUUUGUAGUAAUGGGUCAUUCUAUUAAUGAACUCCAUCACUGUACACAGAAUGAAGAAUAAUGCAUGUUAAUUUUCUUGUAUUAAAGAUGCCGUGAUUUGUAAAAAGUC
Messenger RNA from Echinops telfairi (small Madagascar hedgehog), 3023 nucleotides. It is a transcript of the gene ZMYND11, whose product is annotated as zinc finger MYND-type containing 11. The record is from RefSeq and is a predicted model, not a curated record. The transcript has 16 exons. Bases 92 to 1945 code for a protein of 617 amino acids. Gene Ontology annotation, biological process: regulation of transcription elongation by RNA polymerase II. Lineage: Eukaryota; Metazoa; Chordata; Mammalia; Afrosoricida; Tenrecidae. Gene Ontology annotation, molecular function: transcription corepressor activity; protein binding; DNA binding.